GUCGACGGCCCGACGCUCAUAGCCCCUCUUCACACAGAGCUACAGGACUAGUCCGUCUCACCGCGCAAGCGCCCUAGGCUCUUCACGCCCCCUGCGCGCUCUCCUACCCUGCUUGCGACGCAGGCGCAGAGGCUGGGCGUGCAGCUGCCGCCGCAGAGCCGGAGCGGGGGCCGCCGGCGCCGCAUCCCUCUCUACCUGCCAACAUCCUGUAUUAGAGAACUUGUGGCCGAGGUGUGGCUGUGGAGAGCUGGCCGGGGAGGGACGCUGCUCAGCUGCUGCUCUGCUCCUGUCUCCUGUCCCCUCUCCCGGCCAUGACAGAGACCCGUGAGCCAGCUGAGACUGGGGGCUAUGCCAGCUUGGAAGAAGACGACGAAGACCUUUCCCCAGGCCCUGAGCAUUCCUCUGAUUCAGAAUAUACUCUCUCAGAGCCGGACUCCGAAGAGGAAGAAGAUGAGGAGGAGGAGGAAGAGGAGACCACUGACGAUCCCGAAUAUGAUCCUGGCUACAAGGUGAAGCAGCGCCUUGGCGGGGGCCGUGGUGGCCCAUCCCGCCGGGCCCCCCGUGCAGCCCAGCCCCCGGGCCCCCCGGCUCAGCCUUGCCAGCUCUGUGGCCGCUCACCCCUUGGGGAGGCCCCACCGGGAACCCCACCCUGCCGGCUCUGCUGCCCUGCUACAGCCCCCCAGGAAGCACCAGCCCCUGAAGGCAGGGCACUCGGGGAGGAAGAGGAGGAACCACCUCGGGCUGGGGAGGGCCGACCAGCUGGGCGGGAGGAGGAGGAGGAAGAGGAGGAGGAGGGAACCUACCACUGUACGGAAUGCGAGGAUUCCUUCGACAACCUGGGGGAGCUGCACGGGCACUUCAUGCUGCACGCCCGGGGUGAGGUGUAGGCAGAGCCCCCACACAGGGAGCUUGGCAGAAGGGGUGGGGUGGGAGGAGGGGGCCUGAGGAAAUUCGGGUUGUG
Molecule: messenger RNA, 961 nt
Organism: Macaca mulatta (Rhesus monkey)
Lineage: Eukaryota; Metazoa; Chordata; Mammalia; Primates; Cercopithecidae
Gene: ZNF428
Product: zinc finger protein 428
Source: RefSeq, marked provisional